CGGGGGUGCGCGGGAAAAAAAUCUGAAAAAUGGAGAAAAAAGGUGGAAAGAAAGUUUCUUCAAAAAACAGCAAAACCAGUUCACACUCAUCUCUCUAUCUGUAUGGAUCAGCUAGUAGGUUGGGACCAUCUCCACUUUCUUCUGCUGGUCUCCCUUCUUCUUCAUUAGCUUCACGUCCAGCUCCUUCUACUGAACGGAAAAGAAGACGUCACGAGGAGACGCUUGGUAAAACUUUUGUCAUAAAAACCUCAAAAUUGAAGAACAGCCCAAGAAUUAAGUAUUUGACGAGAAAAUACUCUCAAAUAUGGUCUAAAAAAACUUUUGGAAGAGUUUCUCCACUCGUUGCUAGACAGCACUACAGGACACGCCUCCUUCGCAAAAUAAUUAUGGGAUGGAAGGAGGUUUGGUGGGAGGGGCAUAGAGAAUGGAAACUAAUGAUUAGGGCCGAGUGUCAUGACAGGUAUAGGCUGUGGGGGAGGGGCUGGAAAGGAUGGAGAAGAUUUGUCGAAAGUAAAAAAGAGGGAAGACUUGAAAUGAGAAAAGCAAAAGAUUUUGAGUUUAAGAAACUCUUGAAAUGUCAUUAUUCGUUGUGGAAUAAAAGAUUGAAGGAGAAUAAAGAUUUGUCUCUAUUGGCAUUAAAAGCAGAGUCUUUCCAUCAUACUACAAUGAAGAGGAGAGUCUUGAGCAGCUGGAAGGACUGGAAGAGAACAUGUGAUAUGAAAAAGGAGAAGACCGAUAUAGCCUCACUUCAUUAUAAUAAACAACUCGUUAAUAAAUAUUACUGUCGUUGGGUCUACAUGUCACAGAGCGUAUCCAUGGCAACGAAUCAUCAGAGGUUAAAGCUUUUGAUGAUGGUUGUCAUGAAAUGGAGAGAAUACGUUGACACGAGACAUGACAAGCUGAAUGAGAAAGAUAAAGCUGUAUUAUUUUACAAAAGAUUGCUACUCAAUCAUUAUUUCCGUUACUGGAAGAACUCUCUGCAGCAAGAGAUGAAAUGUCAGGACUAUCAAUACCAGAGGACAACCUGUGUCUUGAAACGAAUAAUAAAAGCUUGGAAAUCACGUAUCACUUAUAGACACUCAAAAAAUGACCGACUAUUAAUGGCCACUUCAUAUUACAACAUCAAAUUAAAACGAGCUGGUAUUAAAGGUCUUCAAAAUUAUCAUCGCUCACAAUUGCACAGUAGAGCCUUGCAUAACAAAGCAAUGAAGCACAAUAUACUAAUAUGUUUGAGAAUGUCAUGGUUGAAGUGGAUCGGUCGUUGUGAGCAAUCUGAAGAUAUCAAGUUGUAUCCAAUGACAAAGAAAGCUAGGGAACAUCACUGCAUUAAAGUGUAUGUUUAUUACUGGAAGAGAUGGAGGGUCUACAUUGAAUAUAAGAAGUUCAGAGGUGCUCAGCUAGUGAGAGCUAUGAGGCACUACAACAGCAAAAUCCUCCCAAUUAUAUUAUUGUGUAGAUAUUUUGGUGCUCUAAAAAACAAUGUGACAAGAUGCCGGACAAAGAGAGAUAUGAUAUUAAGUUCUGAGGAAUUCAGAGAGAGAAUAUUAAUAUCACAGUAUUUUUAUCAGUGGUUGAAGGUUUAUGGUUUGAAGAUUGAAGAAAGAGAAUCUAUUAGUGUUGCAGUGGAGUAUUCUCAGGAAAGGCUUUUGAAGAGAUUUUUAGGAACUUGGAGGAAGAAGCUACUCACUCUUUAUUCUGUUGCGAAACUCGAAACUGUUGCUCAAGCUCAUCAGAAGCAUCAAGUGUUGUCUAAUUCCUUGAGAAAGUGGCGGAAUAAAUUACUCAGCGUUCAAAAAAGCGAGUCUCAUUAUGAUAGACGUCUUUUGAAGUGGGUCUGGUCUAAUUGGAGAGAAUAUUUGGCCAGUAAGAAGGAGGUGCGGUCAGUUUAUAAUGUUGCCGUUCAGUUUUGGUGUCUUUCUGUUUUAAGAAGGUGCAUGGGAGCUUGGAAAAGUUAUUGUAGCAUAAGUAAAAUGAAGAGAGCAAAUAUUUUAAUAGCAAAUGAACAUUAUCACAAAAUACUAGCAAGUAAUACUUUGCAUGACUGGAAGGUUAAUGUGGAUAACAUUCGAAGGAGGCGGAGACUAUUAACAAUGUCACUAGUUCACAGACACAAGACACUACUGAUUGCACACUGGAGGAUAUGGAGGCAGUCUGUGAUUAGGAGAUUAGAAGAGAAAGCUGUAGCUCAGAGUAAAGUCACUGUAUUAAGGACUGCUCUUGAUCAUAUUAUUUUGAGGGAUGUUUUUGUUGUUUGGUUGAAGCAUGCUCAAGAUAGAAGAUCGUAUCGUGUCAUGAGAGACAAAGGACAUAAAUUCAAACGGAGAAGAUUGCUAGCAGUUUCUUUUAAAGGAUGGCUCUCCCAUCACAGCACUCAAGUCAAGCAAAGAGAGUUGACCAGAAAAGGUGACUAUUUCAAUAAGACCAGACUGAUUUCUUCACAUUAUUUGAAAUGGAGAGUACAAUUUAUGGAGACGUUAGUCAAUCGCCAUCAAACCACACUCUCUCUUUACCACUGGGGCAGGACAUUGGAAAGAAAGCUGCUGAGGAUUUGGCAUUUUUACGCCAAAGAAAAGAAGAGGCAAAGGGGGAGGUACCUCGUUGCCAUGGAAACAUAUCGUUCUCACCUCUUAGUGUCUGGUGUUACCCAAUGGAUUGAAGUUGCGUCUGUUAUGAAGGCUAAUCGUUGCAGUAUCGCAAUGAAACAGAAUAUUGAGUCAAACUCAAAACUCUGGGAGACUGUGAGAAGAUGUGCCUCUCACUGGAGGAGACUGACCAAUCAGAAUAGAGGAAAGGAGAACGUUGGGGCGUUGCCUAGCAACGUGCCUAGUCACCAUGACAACCACCAAGUGCCCAAAUAUGGAAGUCAUUCAGUGAAUAAGAGGUCGGCUCCAGUUGGUGAUUGGAAUAAUUUAAUGAGCGAAAUUAAGAUACCUUUAAUUAAUACUCGGAGACCACACCCACGCUGUCCGACAUACCUGACCACGCCUUCUUUUAAUACCAAACCAUUACCAGUAGUUCAUUCUAAGCUGCACCUACCUGCCCCUCCUACCAAAUCACUUAAACCACACCCAUCAUCAUCGGAUUCAGUUGUACCUUUGUCAUUCGAGCCACACCCCUCAUCUCCACCCACAAGAACAAACUCUGAUAUGUUUCUCUCUAUUUCAACCGAGAGUGGUUUCCAUAGCGACAGAAAACCUCACCCAUCAUCAGACCCUGCCCUUUUAUUACCGAUCCAGUGCCAGUUGCUCCCUCCAUCAGCUUUCACAAGUAAAAGGAACAUUUGUUAUGUGAAGAAAAUGUAAAUAAUAAAAAUAAAAAAUAAUGUUCAAAUUUUGAACACAAAAUAUGUAAAUUAAUAAUAAUG
Amphimedon queenslandica is the source of this 3364-nucleotide messenger RNA. Its product is annotated as protein SFI1 homolog. The record is from RefSeq and is a predicted model, not a curated record. Gene Ontology annotation, molecular function: phosphatase binding. Lineage: Eukaryota; Metazoa; Porifera; Demospongiae; Haplosclerida; Niphatidae. Bases 30 to 3302 code for a protein of 1090 amino acids. The transcript is spliced from 27 exons.